GAGCCCGCUGGCUGUUUUCGGGGCGCGCGCUUGUCAAACAGUUUUCUCCGCUGCGAAGAAGGAGAGAAUAGACAACUCCACAGUGAUUUUUGCCAAGCUGAUCCGCAAUUCUGAGGACGAAGAGGACGGGAUAAGAUGAGAAACUGCCUGGGAGUGUUGCUUUUGACGACUCUCCUCAUCACUUUCCUAACAGUCACCCACGCCUAUGCGAUGCGUGGUUUCUCCUUAGCUGACAGCUCUGCAUACCAGGAACCUACCUACGACAUCCUUGCAAAGUACCUCAUGUCCACCAAAAAAAGGAGUUGCAUCCGCAGAGGGGGUAGCUGCGAUCACCGACCCAGUGAUUGCUGCUUCAGCUCUUCGUGCCGCUGCAACCUGUGGGGCACCAACUGUAGGUGCCAGAGGAUGGGACUCUUCCAGAAAUGGGGGAAGUGAAAAUAACAAUCAGUCGUUUCUUACCUUCUCCAUGACCCUCCCUUUCCCAUUCCACAAGUGAAUCGUCACCCCUCACUCUGUGUAACAACCUUGGCUGAAUAUUAAAAUUGGUUCCCUUUCAAAACUAUUUUUCCAGAAGGGUGUCUCUUUUUUAACAAAAGACUGGAAUUUUAUUUUAUGAUAUUUGUACCUUGUAGAGAAUGCAGUUGACAGAGUACUCUCUCGAUCCACAAACAUCAACAUAUCUUUGACUUAUUUCUUGGUAUCUAUCUCAUUGUAUGAAAUUUCCUUCUUCAGUGUGUCGAAAAAAAUUAUUUGUUUAUUAUUUCUUUUACUAUUUCAAUAAACUUAGCAAUUUGAUGAGCUUUGGAA
Molecule: messenger RNA, 807 nt
Organism: Argiope bruennichi
Lineage: Eukaryota; Metazoa; Arthropoda; Arachnida; Araneae; Araneidae
Product: U8-agatoxin-Ao1a-like
Exons: 4
Coding region: 136-435 (99 amino acids)
Cellular component (GO): extracellular region
Molecular function (GO): ion channel inhibitor activity
Source: RefSeq, a predicted model, not a curated record